Molecule: messenger RNA, 3257 nt
Organism: Physcomitrium patens
Lineage: Eukaryota; Viridiplantae; Streptophyta; Bryopsida; Funariales; Funariaceae
Product: ACT domain-containing protein ACR3
Source: RefSeq, a predicted model, not a curated record
GUUUGUUUGCUACUGGUUAAUGAGUGAUGCCGUGUCAUGUUAUUUGCGCUGAUCGACGCGAUGCGGUGAGUCAGGGAGAGGUGGCUUUUGUGCUGGCAAAGGAGGGGAAGAGUCGGGACAGGACGUGGUAAUUUAUUUUUAUUUUUAUUUUCUUUUCGUUCCGGUGAGUUUGUGGUGGUUAGUAAGUUUCUCGCGGGAUGGUACACGAUGCAUUGUUGAGUGACGGGGGUGACGAGAAUGUUUGUUUGUUUGUUUGCUUGUUUGUUUGAUAAUUUAUUCUGGCAUUUACUUUUGAGGUUGGAGGAGAGGGGCAGGUUGAGUGAUUUCGUCGUGGUUUAAGAAAAAAAUAUUUUUCCGCCGUGUCGUUGGUGGGUUUUGUUGUCGUGUGGAAGAAAAGAGAGUGGGUGAUUGAUUGCCGGGUCGGUGUGUCAUGUGGAGAAUGCGCUCAUUGUGCUUUCGUUGUGCGUUCACGAGUAUGGGAAGUAGUGAUUACAUUAUUUGUGAUUGUUACGAAGGAAAUUCUCGGGGAAAUGUAGUCUUUGCGUUUUGUUACUAGAGGCUGGAAUUUUACUUUUUGUAGUUUGUACCGGUUUAUGCUCACACGUACGCUGUGCCCGAGAGAGAGAUAGAAAGAGAGAGAGAGAGAGAGAGAGAGAGCGAGAUCUUCGUUCUUUUCUCUUCUUCUCUUCGUGUUGCGCCUUUAUAAAGAGGCGGCUGGUGGAGAUUCGUUUUUGUCUUUUCACAGUGAGCUUUAUGGCCGAAUGCGUGGCCUGUAAUAGGGAGGCGAUUUCCGAAAACGCUCAAAGUAGCUUGUAGUUGUGUCGAGACCAGAGGUUUGGAGCUGGGGAAGUAGAAGUAGACCUGGUAACAGUUUUAACGAACUGUGGAGGAUUCUGGGAGACGAUGUGUUUUUUUCCUCUCCUUAUCCUGCCAAGACUUUGAGCGAACUGGAAGAUUCCUUUCAAAGAAGGUUUAGACUACGACGCUAGAUAAUUUCCAAGGUUUCCUUGUCUACGGUGACGUAUACUUGAGGUUUCGGUUUCGCUCUGAGUUUGCGCUUGUUGGGAGAGAAUCCGUCAACAUGUUGGCUGGCCCGAUGCCUCUCAACAAUGCACCGACUAUGACCUCAAGCAGGAGUUGGCCUUAUUUUGAUCCGGAGUAUGAUACCAUGAGCUCUAUCAUCGACCCCCCAAAGGUUGUGAUUGAUAAUGAAUCUGAGAAGAAUGCCACUCUUGUCAAGGUCAGCAGUCAGAACAAACAUGGAACUCUGCUUGAAGUCGUCCAAGAACUCAUGGAUAUGGACCUAACAAUAUCGAAAGCUUAUAUUUCUUCCGAUGGAGGCUGGUUUUUGGAUGUAUUUCAUGUAACCGACCAGCAGGGAUGUAAAAUUCGUGACGAAAAACUCAUCGGAAAUAUCCAAAAGGCCCUUUCGUUACAGAAGAAGAAAUGGACAGCUGCAUUCCAAAAGUGCCCCGGGAGAUCCAUUGGUAUUCAGACCAUCUCUGAACACACAGCGAUAGAGCUCACUGGGACAGAUAGACCCGGUUUGCUUUCUGAGGUUUCAGCUGUCUUGGCUGAAAUGUACUGUCGAGUGAAUGCUGCAGAAGUCUGGACUCACAGGCGUCGAGUUGCCUGCGUCAUAUACGUAACAGACGAGGACACCUUAGGGCCUAUUGAAAACGUUAGAAAAUUGGAAAGAUUGUUAGAGAAACUUAAGCCUAUCAUGCAAGGAUAUGAUAAUGAGAAGAUUGCCCGGUCGGUUGUAGCAGAGAGCUUCACUCACGUGGAAAGACGUCUGCACCAGCUUAUGCUCGCUGAUCACGAUUCUGAUUCAUCAGAUUUGCAGAACCAACCAACCGACGAGAAACUGAAAAAUCCGGAAAUCACAGUUGAGAUUGGGAGUGAGAUGAAUUAUUCAGUUGUUAAAAUACAAUGCCCAGAUAGACCAAAGCUAUUGUUCGAUACCGUAUGCACUUUGACGGAUUUGAAAUACGUUGUCUCUCAUGCUACAAUUUACCCUUCUGGUCCGUAUGCUGUUCAGGAGUAUCAUAUUCGUAAAAUGGAUGGUCAUACUCUUGACGAGGAAGCCAAAUCGAAAGUGAAAAAGUGCUUGGAGGCGGCCAUUGAGCGUCGAUCUUCUGAAGGCUUGCGGCUAGAUCUCUGCACAAGCGACCGGCCAGGACUUUUGACUGAUGUGACCCGAAUCUUCCGUGAAAAUGGUCUCUCCGUUACAAGAGCUGAUGUUUCCACGCAAGGCGAUAAGGCUGUGAACACCUUUUACGUCACUGAUGUGAAUGGUCAUCCUGUCGACAUGAAAACAGUGGAUGCCAUCCGUAAAGAUAAUCCGUUGUUGGGGGUUCACGCGGUACCAUUAGCUUCUGAAGUCGGUCGUGCACUGGACGUCUCUCCGUUUUCCAAGUUUAUAAAAACAUCGGAACGCAUUCUGCAAGGUCUCGGCUGGAGGGCUUAAAUUAACUACGAACGCCAUAAACUAUCAUCAUCUCCAACAUGAAAUUCAAUGCAACUCCAUUCCACUCGUGGACAAGAACGCUUCUGAAUGAAGAUCUUUACCAGCGUCUACGACGUAUGUUGAUGACUGUAACCUGCUCAACCUCUCUAAAGCCCACUGGUCAUUCCCUGCCAAUAUCUCUUGCACUGCUGCUUGAAGAUUCAGAGAAUCCUUGGUGGUGCACGGACUCCACUUGCUCUCAUUCAGGAAACAUCCCUCCGAUUGCGGGACCAUCUUAAGUCAGGAGGUCCGGCGAAUGUUUAAAGCCCUGCAGAAGUAGGUACGCAAAAUUUCUUGGUCAUCAGGUGGCACGAUCAUGAAAGCUUUAGAUGAUCGGCUCCAGCUUGCAUGAAGGUAAAUACACCCGCACUAACUCUUCUAUGACUAGGGUGGACAGCUCUACUGCAGCCUUGUACUAUGUUAGGGUGCACUCAUUUUCCUUUCUGUGUCCAUGCACAUCCUUGUAGAUACGGGGAUCAUGCACUCAAUACUUUUCUGUAGAUUCUAGGUGCCCUUCACAUCUAUUCCCAUUCUUCAGCAUCUCCAGCAUGUACCUGUAUAUAUUUACUAAUCCUGCACUUUAGAAUAGUACCAAGAGUCAUGUAAAAUCAUAGAUGCUCCAUUGGGCAAUUGCUGAUCCUGAACAUUCUUUCGUCUUCGUAAAUAUUGGCCGUGUGGAACUCCUUACUCUUGUGUAAAUAUGUAAAUGAAUAAUCUGUGGUGUUACUCAUUUCAAUCGAUUCUUGUA